AUGUGUGCGUGUGUUUCCCUGCAUAUUCCUGCGCGUGGGUGUGCCUGCGCCGUGGCACCGGGCCGGCUGAUCGACGGUGGACGCGCCAUCUGCCACAGAAUUCGUCGCUGCGACAACUGGCCACCGUAUAUCACGGGCCUCGUGAGCGCAUCAUGAAGGGCAGCUCGCGGUCCGGUCGUCUUGCCGAUCGCCUCCUCCAGCUCGUCACCCUGGCUGCCUUCUGCUCCCGUGCGCUCGCCGACGUGUACGAACCCGACGUGGACAAGGUCGUGACGCUGUUCGAGAAGGACGACAACUUGGGCAACUCCACGACCAUAUAUUGGCACCAGGCGCGCCUGGACGAGGACUGGGCCAGCGUCAACCAGAAGGGCAUCUGGAUCUACUACAGCGAAGCCAACUACAAGGGCGACAACGUGACCGUAGUCUUUGGGGAGGAUUUGUCCAUCAACAUCAGGCAUCAGCUGGUGGGUGACGAGGACGACCUGGUGCUGAUCCCCAACUUCCGCGACAUGGGCACUUCGGCGCAGUCCCUCGUCAUCGUCGGCGCUGACUGGACCUUCUUCCCAAAGCAGAACUUCGGCGGCCCUCGGUGCCUGUGCCUGAGGCCCACCUUCUUCACCAUGACGGAGGACGACGACGGCGAGGACGUAAUGCUAAAGGCGUCCUUCUAUCCUGAGCUAUCUGAGGUCGGUCCCGUAGGCAGCGUCAUGAUGUCCUGCAAGACACCCAUGAGGCACCUGUGCCACAAAUUGCCGGAGGAGACGGUGAAGCGCAGCCGGUGCUCGGUCCUGUCCAACACCGAGCCGAACAUGUGCCAGUAGGCCUGGAGGUCCGCGCCCGACCGCUCAAAGGAACCGGUACGAAAUGGUCAAAGGACCUUUAAUGGGAGAUCCGGUAGAUUAGGAGUUUCAUUGUCUGUGAGGUGAAUCAGCACUGCAUGUUGAUUCAGGAGUUGAAAGGCCGCAUAGAAAACCCGAACGCAGUUGACCAGUGAAGGUGUGUGUUGUUAUCUAGUGUUCUUUGAAGAGUUAACUUAAUAUACAGGAUUAAAAUUAUGUCACAUCUAAAAUGUAGAUAAGCAUGUACAUAUGCCAUAUAUAAUAGAGUGCUCAACAUAAACUUUUAGGAAAAUAGUGACAAAAUAAUGGUAAAAAAAUAUAAGCAAGGCUUUCUGCUGGCUUCACUUACAGAUUAUCUUAACAAUAACGAGCAAUGUUCUUGCAACAUAUAACACAGUAUAGUGUAAGUAUAGAUAAUAAUAAAUGCAAUUUUAACCAGGUC
Messenger RNA from Penaeus monodon (black tiger shrimp), 1281 nucleotides. RefSeq lists its product as uncharacterized. The transcript is spliced from 5 exons. Lineage: Eukaryota; Metazoa; Arthropoda; Malacostraca; Decapoda; Penaeidae. The record is from RefSeq and is a predicted model, not a curated record. Bases 153 to 821 code for a protein of 222 amino acids.